AUGACCGCCGGCCGCCAGCGAAUCAAAGCUAUUCGUACUUGCUGUAUCACUUUUGGGAGGUGCACGUGCACAAGCAGUAGAGUAGCAGCUAUACGUCGGGUUCCACAGCAUUGGGAGUAUACCAAGUCAAGAGUUCCAGGUUCUAUUCACGGGAAUUGUUACGCUCCGCAAACGGGCUUGGACGAGGAGGUUAAAAGGAGUUUCUGGGAGGCGCUGGAUGAGGUGGUGCGGGGUAUUCCGCCUAUGGAGAAGUUGUUCAUAGGAGGGUAUUUCAAUGGUCAUAUUGGAUCGUCUGCUGGUGACUAUGGCGAGGUGCACGGUGGCUUCGACUUUGGUGAUAGGAACGGGGGUGGUACCUCACUGUUGGAUUUCACUAGAGCUUUUGAGUUAGUGAUCGUGAACUCGAUGUUCCCGAAGAGGGAGGAACAUUUGGUUACUUUUCGGAGUAUGGUGGCUAAGACUCAGAUUGACUAUCUCCUCCUCAUGAGGUGUGAUAGGGGGUUGUGCAAGGAUUUCAAGGUGAUCCCGAGUGAGAACCUCGGAACUCAACAUAGGCUCCUGGUGUUGGCCGGUAUCUUGAUGAAGAGGAAGAAGAGGUUUGUACGGGGUCAGUCGAGGAUCAGGUGGGGGAGCUUUGUCUAA
This is a messenger RNA of Nicotiana attenuata, 642 nucleotides long. RefSeq names its product craniofacial development protein 2-like. The record is from RefSeq and is a predicted model, not a curated record. Gene Ontology annotation, biological process: chromatin remodeling. The transcript is spliced from 3 exons. The coding region runs from base 1 to 642 and encodes 213 amino acids. Lineage: Eukaryota; Viridiplantae; Streptophyta; Magnoliopsida; Solanales; Solanaceae. Gene Ontology annotation, cellular component: nucleus.